Cuscuta epithymum is the source of this 1097-nucleotide messenger RNA. The record is from the annotation of a GenBank genome assembly. NCBI's taxonomy places the organism in Eukaryota, Viridiplantae, Streptophyta, Magnoliopsida, Solanales, Convolvulaceae.
CUUUCACGACACACUAUGCAAGGAAGCGUCGAAACAAAAAAACCUUUUCAUUAUUUACUACAUUCCUUGUAUAACCCUGCCGCUGCGCUUCCUGUCUUUCAUCUUCUCCAACUUUCCUAUCAACCCCCAAGUAACCUGCAGAAAUGUCGGACAGUGAGUUCACAUCUCCUCCAGUGACUACACCAUCACGCCGUGUUUCAAAUCGCUUAGCGUUGAUGCAUAAUGCUAAUCCUAAAUAUAAGCGCUUGGCAGAGAAGUCAUUGGUUUAUAAGGAAAUUUCAAACAGGAAAGUCAAUACUUUCUCAAGGCUUUAUGACUCAAUACAGCUUAUUAAGUCCAAACUUCUUCCUGCUCAACUUCAAUUGUUUAGUGAGACAGUCUUUGGGAAAUUCUUACAUGCUAAGGAGAUCACUUGUUGUGGGCAAUUAUUACAUUUGUUGCUGGGUAACUUGGUUGAAUUAGAUGAUUGUGAGAAAGAUGGUUCUUCCGGUUUUCAUUUCGAAAUAGAGAAUAGGCUUAUAUCAUUUUCAGUUUCUGAAUUCACUGAAAUUUUAGGCCUCCGUUUCGAUGACCAUUUUGAAUCUAAUCCACCUGCUAUAACUGAGAGGGGAGUGAUCUGGACAAACUACUUUCCUACUCGCAAGACAAGGGUUUUUCGGUCAGAUAUUAAGAAUUUGUUUAAGACCCUUGAAAAAGGUCAAUUGCCAAAUGAUGACAUAGUUAAGUUGUCUUUGCUCUUUGUUUUGUCACAUGCCUUUUUAGCCGCAGAUGGUCAAGUGUCUCUAAAUAAGCAUUACAUUAACCUAGUAGAUAAUCUGGAGAACUUUAAUUCUUACCCAUGGGGGAGUGUCAUAUGGGCAGAUAUGAUUAAUUACUUUAAGGCUGGGGUAGAUAGCAUGAUAUCCAACAAACAUUACAAUGUGUAUAGUUGUGUUAUGGCGUUACAAGUUUGGGCUUAUGAAGUCUUCCCUGCACUUAAAGAGACACAUAUUACUGAACUGGUGGACACAAAUGCAUACCCAUUGAUUCUACGAUGGUCUUCUACUUCUAGGCCCAGUAGUGCAUGCCUGAAGCGUAUUAUUUUCUCUAACCCGCAU